Molecule: messenger RNA, 570 nt
Organism: Argentina anserina (silverweed cinquefoil)
Lineage: Eukaryota; Viridiplantae; Streptophyta; Magnoliopsida; Rosales; Rosaceae
Product: CASP-like protein 1E2
Source: RefSeq, a predicted model, not a curated record
AUGCCGCGUGUCUACGAAUUCACGUCGGAGAAGGAAGUAAGGGUAGCAAACCAAAGAAGAGUUCGUAGUUUUGAGUCACUUGUAAGGGUUUUUGCCCUAAUGUUAUCUCUAACGGCUGCUAUAGUUCAAAGGGUGGAUAAGCAGACCACAAUUGUUUCAGUUAAGUUGGUUCCAACCUUGCCAGCCAUCGAUGUUCCAGUCACAACCAAAUGGCUACACUUGUCCGCUUUUGUGUACUUGGUGGCUGCAAAUAGCAUAGCAUGCGUUUACGCACUAUUUUCCCUAGCCCUUUCCUUUACAAACCGCGGCACAAAGAAGAGCUCGCUAGGAGUAAUCAUCAUCGUCCUUGAUACGUUGAUGGUGGGGCUGCUCAUCUCUGCCAUCGGAGCCGCCAUGGCUAUUGGUCUGCUCGGUUACUACGGGAAUUCACACGUGAAUUGGGAUAAGGUCUGCUAUGUGUUUGGGAGGUUUUGUCACCAGGUGAUCGCUUCAGUGGUACUCAGCUCAGCUCUUGCGUUUAUCUUACUUGUUGUGCUUGCUGUCUCACGCCUUAACAAGAGAUCUACUUAA